Messenger RNA from Varanus komodoensis (Komodo dragon), 2880 nucleotides. RefSeq names its product pre-mRNA processing factor 3 (gene PRPF3). Gene Ontology annotation, cellular component: U4/U6 x U5 tri-snRNP complex. The record is from RefSeq and is a predicted model, not a curated record. The transcript has 17 exons. Lineage: Eukaryota; Metazoa; Chordata; Lepidosauria; Squamata; Varanidae. Gene Ontology annotation, biological process: mRNA splicing, via spliceosome. Bases 145 to 2253 code for a protein of 702 amino acids.
CAUUUCCGCUUCCGCUCCGCGCGCCGACGACGUUCCCUCUCCGUCCGUGGAAGCCUCUGGCGCGGCCUGGCCUGGCCUGGCCUUGCCUGGCUGAGGAGAGAGGCCGCCGGGCCGACCACCGGGCCAAGGCACCUUUUCUUAAAGAUGGCGCUCUCCAAGAGGGAGCUGGAUGAAUUGAAGCCAUGGGUGGAGAAAACAGUGAAGCGGGUGCUUGGCUUCUCUGAGCCCACUGUUGUCACUGCUGCACUAAACUGUGUUGGGAAGGGAAUGGACAAGAAGAAAGCAGCUGAUCAUCUUAAACCCUUCCUGGAUGAUUCCACCCUGCGGUUUGUUGAUAAGCUCUUUGAAGCAGUCGAAGAAGGCCGAAGUUCCCGGCACUCUAAGUCGAACAGUGACCGGAACCGGAAGAGGGAACUGAAGCACCCUCUUCCCACAAGCGGGGCUGCAUCCUUCCCAAAGAUACCGCAGGAUGUCUUUGGUGAUGACUCCGAAAUUUCCAAGGAGUCUUCGGGAGUCAAGAAGCGGCGCAUCCCUCGCUUUGAAGAAGUGGAGGAGGAGCCCGAGGUGAUCCCUGGCCCCCCAACCGAAAGCCCGGGGAUGCUGACCAAGCUGCAGAUCAAGCAGAUGAUGGAAGCAGCAACACGGCAGAUCGAGGAGAGGAAGAAGCAGCUGAGCUUCAUCAGUCCCCCUGCACCUCAGCCUAAAGCUCCAGCGACGACCCAGGCUGAGCGCCUCCCCAUCGGCAACACCAUCCAGCCCUCGCAGGCUGCCACCUUCAUGAACGAUGCUAUUGAGAAGGCUCGGAAGGCGGCCGAGCUGCAGGCUCGAAUCCAGGCUCAGCUGGCUCUGAAACCUGGGCUCAUUGGCAACGCCAACAUGGUUGGGCUGGCCAACCUGCACGCCAUGGGCAUUGCACCGCCGCCCAGGAAAGUGGAGCUGAAGGACCAGACCAAGCCAACGCCGCUGAUUCUGGAUGAGCAGGGCCGCACAGUGGACGCCACCGGCAAGGAGAUUGAGCUGACGCACCGCAUGCCCACCCUCAAGGCCAACAUCCGGGCCGUCAAGAGGGAGCAGUUCAAGCAGCAGCUCAAAGAGAAGCCGUCUGAGGACAUGGAGUCCAACACCUACUUCGAUCCCCGCGUCUCCAUCACCCCAGCUCAGCGGCAGAAGAGGACCUUCAAGUUCCACGACAAGGGCAAAUUUGAAAAGAUCGCGCAGAGGCUGCGGACGAAGGCCCAGUUAGAAAAACUCCAGGCAGAAAUCUCACAAGCUGCCAGGAAGACUGGAAUUCACACCUCUACCAAACUGGCUCUUAUUACCCCCAAGAAGGAGCUGAAGGAAGGUGACAUCCCUGAGGUGGAGUGGUGGGACUCAUAUAUCAUUCCCAACGGCAUUGAUUUAAAAGCUGCUGAAAUGCUUAAAAGAGAGGACUAUUUCGGCAUCACGAAUCUGGUGGAGCAUCCGGCCCAGCUGAACCCACCAGUGGACAGUGACACGCCGGUGACUCUGGGAGUCUAUCUAACCAAAAAGGAACAGAAGAAACUGCGGCGCCAGACCCGCCGGGAAGCCCAGAAGGAGCUGCAGGAGAAAGUGAGGCUGGGCCUCAUGCCGCCUCCUGAACCAAAAGUUCGAAUUUCAAACCUGAUGCGAGUUCUGGGAACAGAAGCUGUUCAGGACCCAACCAAAGUAGAGGCGCAUGUUCGAGCACAGAUGGCUAAAAGGCAGAAAGCUCACGAAGAGGCGAAUGCGGCACGAAAGCUCACCGCAGAGCAGAGGAAAGCGAAAAAGGUGAAAAAGCUUAAGGAAGACAUUUCACAGGGAGUCCACAUAGCUGUGUAUAGAGUGCGAAAUUUAAGCAACCCAGCAAAGAAAUUCAAAAUCGAAGCAAAUGCCGGACAGCUGUACCUCACCGGAGUCGUGGUGUUGCAUAAAGACGUCAACGUGGUGGUGGUAGAAGGAGGCCCUAAAGCACAGAAGAAAUUCAAACGGCUCAUGCUGCAUCGAAUAAAGUGGGAUGAACAGACAUCAAACACAAAGGGAGACGAUGACGAUGAAUCUGAUGAGGAGUCUGUGAAAAAGACAAACAAAUGUUCUCUGGUUUGGGAGGGCACAGCAAAGGAGCGCAGCUUUGGGGAAAUGAAAUUCAAGCAGUGCCCCACUGAGAAUAUGGCACGGGAGCACUUUAAAAAGCAUGGGGCAGAGCACUAUUGGGACCUGGCUCUGAGCGAGUCGGUGUUGGAAUCCACAGACUGAAACCAUUUUAUGAGCCCCUGUUUACAGCAAUUUGCAGUGUCAGUUUUGAGAAGCAAAGAACUCAGCUGAAACUUUGGACUUAGAGCUUCCUCCCUUUUCUCCCCUCAAGUUCCUCACAGUAUAACACAUAUGAUUAAAAGAAAUAUUUUUCAAAAACAGAUCAAAACUACACAGGAUUUUUUGUUUUUCUUUUCUUUUUGAACUGAAACAGUUCAUGGAUUUUGAUGUGUGCUCCUUAGCUUUCCUGUCAUGCUCUCUGGAAAGAAUUCAGCUUUGAGGCCAUGGAAAAACAGUGAAAGAAAUCUAUUUCCAGCUACAUCAUCUUUCCUCUCCAAACCUUGUUGGCCUCUAAAGAUAUGCAGCUCUUUUUUUUUUUAAAUUUUUGGCUUCUUUUUUUCCAGUUCUGUAGGUUUGAUGGGACACUAGGUGACAAAGCAAGAUGCCCGACGAAGGGGAGAAAGAAGGACUCAGGGAGGAGGGGGAGCUGUGUGGGGGUCAGUUACCAACUCCAAUGGACACAAGGGUGCAGUUCACAAUGUUGGAAAAUUGUACAGCAGUUUAGGAGCUGGGGAUUUAGCCCGCAUCCUACAUCCACAUAAUAAACUUUUUUUGUAAGAAGUUGAAAAA